GCUUUCCUAUGUUCUUUUUUCUUUUUUUUCCUCCCUUCAUUUUAUAGCGAGAACAACGCUUUAGAGACUCAAGAAUACAUUCCCAUUUUGAGCUGCAAUCUUUCUCGAAGUUUUCAAAGGUGAUCUUUAGUAGCCAUGGCCCGUACCAAGCAGACUGCCCGUAAGUCCACUGGAGGCAAAGCCCCACGUAAGCAGCUGGCCACAAAGGCUGCUCGCAAGAGUGCCCCGUCCACUGGUGGAGUCAAGAAGCCCCAUCGCUACAGGCCUGGUACGGUGGCUCUGCGUGAGAUCCGUCGUUAUCAGAAGUCCACUGAGCUGCUGAUCCGCAAGCUGCCCUUCCAGCGCCUGGUGAGAGAAAUCGCCCAGGACUUCAAGACUGAUCUGCGUUUCCAGAGUGCAGCCAUCGGAGCUCUGCAGGAGGCCAGCGAGGCCUACCUGGUGGGUCUGUUUGAGGACACCAACCUGUGCGCCAUCCACGCCAAGCGUGUCACCAUCAUGCCCAAAGACAUCCAGCUGGCACGUCGUAUCCGUGGGGAACGUGCUUAAAAUGUUUUUUUAAAUUGUUAUCUGCUAUCCUCUUCUCCCGUCACUCUUUCCAUCCCUUUCCUCCCUCUAUACUUAGUUAGUAGUAUGGUUUGAGGUCCUAUAUAUAUAUAUAUAUAUAUAUAUAUAUAUAUGAUUGUGAUAAACGUAAAAUGUGUGAUCAUGUCUUCUUUGGUGCUACAGGUAGCAGUUUCCUUAGUGAUAUCUUCAUGUAUGUUUGAAACUUUAAAUCACAGUUACACCAUUCACUUCUAACUAGCUAGCUUACAUUACAUUACAUUAAUGCAUAGGGCGUUUUUGCAAGUCAAGAAUAGUGCAAAAUGAGCAUAGGAAAUAGCAUUAAGGUUAAGACAUUUUCUUCUUUAGAGAGACAUAUACAUUGAUAUAAUGGGUCUUCUGUUUUUCUUUUUUGAAAUAGUUUAGUUGUAAAAGUAGCCUAGUGAUUUGUCCUAUUUUUUUUUUUUUACAAUAAUGGUGUAUAUCUACUGUUAGUGUUUAAUGUAUCACAAUCCAAAAGUUUAAUUCUGGUUGUCAGUUAGAAAUGUCAUUGUGCUAUGAUGACACUACAUUUUUGGCAGAAGCGGCGUAUAUGUAGCAGACGUAUGGUAAUCGUAUUUUGAUUUUCAGCCACGUUAUGUCCAGUUAAUGUUUUGACUUUUUGUUCCUCUCUCAGGUUGAUAUGAAAACCUUUUUUUUUUUUUACCUACUGUGUUUUGGAUUUGAUAGGGUUUCAGUCAUUUUUAGAAGCAAAAUAUUUGUACUCUUGAUUUCACAUACAAACAUAAUAAACUGAUUAUUGUGGGUAAAUAA
This is a messenger RNA of Etheostoma spectabile (orangethroat darter), 1353 nucleotides long. Its product is annotated as histone H3.3A. The coding region runs from base 136 to 546 and encodes 136 amino acids. Gene Ontology annotation, cellular component: nucleosome. Gene Ontology annotation, molecular function: DNA binding; structural constituent of chromatin; protein heterodimerization activity. The record is from RefSeq and is a predicted model, not a curated record. The transcript is spliced from 4 exons. NCBI's taxonomy places the organism in Eukaryota, Metazoa, Chordata, Actinopteri, Perciformes, Percidae.